Amoebophrya sp. A120 is the source of this 3030-nucleotide messenger RNA. The record is from the annotation of a GenBank genome assembly. Lineage: Eukaryota; Dinophyceae; Syndiniales; Amoebophryaceae.
CAUACAAUGCCCGAGCUCCUUAAACGCGUUGUGGGCGACGGGCCGCUCGCUCCCCCGGUACCGAGCAGUUUUUCCGCGAAUGUUACCACGGUCCAGCUGGAAUUUGCCGACGAGGGGAAGACGAUCUCCCUGCCACUCGAGACUUUACCAGAACUUUUCAAAAACUUCUACGCGUCUCCCUGGUACGCGCUCCGCAAUACCGGCGAGGUUGGAAUAAGCAACAAACACGAUGAUCCAACACCGACCGUUCCCGGUCGCGUUCGCAUGCAGGAGUUUGGCGUUUCCUUUGACGAAUUUGUUCUGGCCCUGCACCGAUUGAGUUCCGGCGAAAAACCGAUUCUCACCGUCGAAGAAGAACGGGAACUCCGGAAUAAGUUGCGGAUUGUCGCGCUCGAUGAGGUUCUCGUUUCGGCACCACCAACCUUGGGGGGAGUCCUUGGAGGCACAGGCAGUUCGACAGCAGAAGGGCGGCACGAAAAAUUUACGCCCAUCUACGAGUUCCUUUCCUUCUUCGACGGCCAGGACUAUUCCAAUUUUGUCGACCUGUACUUCAAGGGCCGAGUCGCGGGCAUCGCUCUCAAAGGGGAGGCGCCUGGUCGUUUAUCCGAGCUGAAAAAUACGUACCAGGGCCUGUACGACUUGCACGACGAAUCCGGCAACUCGCGGAUUAAGGGAGAGCUGAUCAAAACCCUCAGCUUUCCCGAGGACGUCGUCGUCCUUCGGCCCCAGUAUAGUAGCUCUGAAGUCGCAGCUGAUGACUUCGGUAGAAACGGCUACUGCACAUUUCAAGUCGCAAAGGACAAGGUUUGCAAGGAGGUGUUGAAUCAUUUUCCAGAUAGUUGGCAAGAAGAAUUUCUCACGCCUUUCGACCUGAACCCAUGGGACGCUUUCGGUUUGUUUGUGCAGGACAUCCUCUCACAAAGGCUGGAUUUCGGAAACGGCAAGACGGGGCGUUUCGCGCUCUGUGGCGGGUCGGUUUUCACGGCGCUCGCAUCGAAGGAGAUGCAGCACCGCGUCCCGUGUGAGAGACCGGCACCGGACUACGACUUUUUUCUGAUUCUGGAUGGCGUCCACGAUGAUCCACCGCUUUCCUUCGUGCAAACGGCUGCGAAUACUCUGCAUAAGGUUCUCUUGAAAUACUGUGUGAAGGGCGACAAGGAACAGGACGAAGCGGCCGAUCGAAUGUUCAUGAACAAUCUUUUGGGUCUGGGAGCCAUUCAGCGGUCGCAGUGUGCGAUUUCAAUUUACGUGUCGAACCCUGGCGUGUACGGAAAUCCGGUUAUUCCGAUCCAGCUCGUGGGGUGGUAUUCGAGUCUCGAUUAUGGAAGGGUUUGUGGGGGUUUGCGCUUUUGUCAAUCUGGAGACCAGUUGUAAGUACAUGAAAGACAAGUGCAGUGUUGCGAAGUAAAAAUGAUGAAUUUUUCGCCUUGCGGCAGGUGCAACUUUUCAAGUAAAAAUUAUUUCGCGGAUCAUUUUCGUGGCUGCAAAGUGCUAGUUAUGCCAUGAUCUUGGUAAAACACCAGAUCCAGAUCGGUUGUAGUUGUGGUUUCCUCCUUCUUUCCAACCUCCAUGAACCGUCCUGCCUCUCGUCCUUUGACUUGGGCUGUUGUCAGGUGGGCUACGACGGUAACCGCUUUUACGGUACGGCGAAAGCUGUUGCAGCGCUCGCAACGCGGGUCAAUGUGCUGAACGUGAACGACAUUUCCCCGACGUAUGUUUCGCGACUGGGAAAAUAUUUCGAGCGUGGCAUCGGCGUGGCGGUUCCUUGCGAUCGACGUAUCGAGGGCGGCCAGGUGCCGCUGGACGCGAAAGUCGACGACCAGCUGUCCGGCCAGCGGCUCAUGGCGCGGAGGUUGCUGCAGGUGUUCGAAAGUUACGUGCAAAAAAAACUGACAAGUGCUUCGGAGAUUGUGGAAGAGUAUAAAUCGCCAAGUAAGCGGAAAACCGCGGAAUGCCGCUUGCGGGAAGCCCGGAAGGCAGCCUAUUCCACCUAUAUGUCGCAAACCAGUAUCCCCGAGCGGGUAAUCGUCAUGUGCCUGCAAAUGCGGCAACGAGGCUUCUUGUGUUUCGAUUACGAACCUGGCAGCCGGUCGCUGCGGGCCGUUGACGGCAUGCAAACGCGGGAGAGAUAUCCGCUACACCAGCUAGAAACGAGCGACACCGUUGAGGCAACUUCCGCGCACCAGUCUAGAACUUCUGCGUACGACUAUCCGCUGGAUAUUGACGUCGACAACAUUACGGUCCCGGACCACUUCGUACUUCCUGGGCGCCACCGAGGGUCUACUAGAAGAGAAGUCGAGCGGUUGCAGCGCACGGAGCUACGGCUUGCGAAUCAAUCCGUUGAUGCGCCGACCUCGUGUGGGGCGCGCUUGCUGGGACCGGACAUAGACGGCUCAUUGUAUCAGUAUCUGUCAUUCAAUCUUAUGCUGAGAAAAAUGUUUGAACAUAGCUGAGUGCAGUUGCUGUGGUUUCAUCGCGAAUGGUCCGUGCGCUUUGCAAGAAACUGAAAACUGCGAAUCGAAGAACACGCAAUAAGCAGCUAUUUUCAUCUCUUCCAUAUUGGGCAGACUAGGAAAAGAGCCGACUACUUUCGUGACUACAGACUUGCAGACGGCCCUCUGCCCCGUGAACGCGCACCCGGAUAGCCUCAUGCCCGGCGUUUUUAUUCAGGUCAGCGAAGAUGUUUUUCCCGAAACUGCGUCCCUGUUCGAAGAUGGUCUCAUGCCCGUUCCGUCGAGCUUGCAAGGGCCGUUCGUCAUGAAGCGGCGCGAUGGUGGGGGAUCUUUCGACAAGCGACAUCCGAAAGAAAUCUUUGAGGCGGGGCAGUGGGGAGCGAAAAGCUUGCACGGUGGCGUGGAUCACUUGACGCGAAUGGUGUUGUUUGGUUCCAAUAAUUUUUAACACGAAUACAAAUCGAAAUUAUGUCGCGAUAAUACUAAAUCCCAUUUUUGUUUUGGUCUAGUCUUCCGAAAACCUAACGCAGAAAGGCUCUCGAUUAGACACGGGAACCUGUUGACGCAAAAAAGCGAU